Molecule: messenger RNA, 1105 nt
Organism: Punica granatum (pomegranate)
Lineage: Eukaryota; Viridiplantae; Streptophyta; Magnoliopsida; Myrtales; Lythraceae
Source: RefSeq, a predicted model, not a curated record
UUAAUUUUGUUUUUCUACCCAAAAUUCAACACUUUCCCUCUAUUUAAUUCAAAGACUAUGGAUCAAACCGGUCACCAUUUCCAGUUUUCUUCCAGAGCACACCAACCCCUCUUGAUCCAUACCCGAAAGUUUCAAACUUUACCCUCCUGUUGAUGGCUUUCGCAAAUUGCCCGGCUACCUCUUUGAGCUCCGGGAGAACGGGGUCCGAUCGGGUUGGUUCGAUGCGCUCCAAGGUUGGUGAGGUGCAUGUCAUUGUCGGGCCCAUGUUUGCAGGCAAGACCACUGCCCUCCUCCGCCGGAUCAAAAAGGAGAGCAGCAAUGGACGGAAUGUGGCAAUCAUUAAGUCGAGCAAGGACACGAGAUAUGCAAUCGAUUCAAUCGUGACCCACGAUGGAGCCAAGUUCCCAUGCUGGGCCCUGCCUGAUCUUUCAUUGUUCAGACAGACGUUCGGGGAUGAGGCCUACCAGAGGAUUGACGUGAUUGGCAUUGAUGAAGCCCAGUUUUUUGAAGACCUUUACGAUUUUUGUUGUGAGGCAGCCGAUCGCGAUGGCAAAACUGUGAUAGUUGCAGGCCUGGAUGGCGAUUAUCUCAGGAGAAGCUUCGGUUCUGUGCUUGAUAUAAUACCUGUAGCCGAUACAGUGAUGAAGUUGACAGCUCGCUGCGAACUCUGCAGCAAGAAGGCAUUCUUUACACUGAGGAAGACUCAGGAGACCGAAACAGAACUCAUUGGAGGAUCUGAAGUUUAUAUGCCUGUGUGCCGCCAACACUACGUGAAUGGGCAGAGUGUUGUACGGGCUUCGGCCACAUUAUCUGGAUCUUUCAAAGUUAAGGAUGAUACCUUUCCCGAACCAGCUUUAGCAGUGUAAUCUCAGGAGGAAUUAUCUCGUAUUCUUUGAUUGGUAACCGACAAUAAUCAUUAGGUCAUUUGUGUAUUUCAAUGGCCAGUCAGUAUCGUACCCUGAGAGUUUCCAUCCUAAGUUCGAUGUCGGAGUUGUUUGAUGUAAAAUUUAUAAUGUAGGCAUAGUCCUGCAUCAGCAGGCCCUGGCUUCCUAUUGUAGAUCUAAUAUACGAUACUAUAAGGAAACGUGAGCUUCUCGGUACUAAA